GGUGCGAACCCGCGAAGUCAAGGUUGUGGCGGUGAAGGCCGCAACGUAUUGCUGUAAUCUGUAAUAAUGGAGGAAGGCACCUUUGACUGCGAUAUGAUUCAUUCCAUUUUGAAGCGCGUUUGGACAUUGCGAGCACUUGAGCGUGAAAAUGUUGAAGCUAACGAUAAUCCCGACUCCGAGGUUCUUCGAAAAUUUCUCUCGUUUCGUUUCUAACCUUUGCGAUAUGUCGUUGGUUGAGCUGGCCGGAAUUGGAACAUCCAGGAAGAAUCGGCCAACUUCUGCUAAUGCCAAUGCUGUGAGGCUUACCAGUGAACUUCUCCGGGUUUUUAUCACAGAGGCUGUUCAACGGGCUGCUGCUAUUGCAGAAGCAGAGGGUGCUAAUCAAAUAGAAGCUAGUCAUUUGGAGAUUAUUCUUCCUCAGUUACUUUUAGAUUUCUAAAGCAUUUGAACUACUUAAAUGUAACUUCUACUUCUCCCUGUCAUCAAUGAAGUAGAAAGCUCAUUAAGGUUUGUUGGUGAGAAGCUAUAUCAAAUACAACUAAUUUGUCCAGGAACAUAGAAAGAGAAAAGGGCUGGGGUGAGAACUGUGGUGUACCUUCACUCAUUUCUUUCUAUUGCUUAAGUGCUUUCUAACUUGUAUUGCUGAUUAAUUAAGCGAAAGCAAAUAAGAUUUUCUUGUGCUC
Molecule: messenger RNA, 683 nt
Organism: Abrus precatorius (Indian licorice)
Lineage: Eukaryota; Viridiplantae; Streptophyta; Magnoliopsida; Fabales; Fabaceae
Product: protein MHF2 homolog
Exons: 6
Coding region: 149-439 (96 amino acids)
Biological process (GO): replication fork processing; DNA repair; kinetochore assembly
Cellular component (GO): Fanconi anaemia nuclear complex; FANCM-MHF complex
Source: RefSeq, a predicted model, not a curated record